Beta vulgaris subsp. vulgaris (sugar beet) is the source of this 1889-nucleotide messenger RNA. RefSeq names its product CDT1-like protein a, chloroplastic. The record is from RefSeq and is a predicted model, not a curated record. Gene Ontology annotation, molecular function: DNA polymerase binding; DNA binding. The coding region runs from base 123 to 1673 and encodes 516 amino acids. Gene Ontology annotation, cellular component: nucleus. The transcript has 6 exons. NCBI's taxonomy places the organism in Eukaryota, Viridiplantae, Streptophyta, Magnoliopsida, Caryophyllales, Amaranthaceae. Gene Ontology annotation, biological process: regulation of DNA-templated DNA replication initiation; DNA replication preinitiation complex assembly; mitotic cell cycle.
CUCUUCCAUAACCUUCCAACUUCAUUACAUUUACUGCAGUCUGCAACAACAAUAAACAAAACCCAGAACCCAGAACCCAGAUUCUAUUUUCUCUCUCCUCUGCUGCUCUGCAACUUCAAGAAAUGGAGUCAUGGGAAUCAUCACUAUCAUCAGAUGUAACAACAACCCCAAACAAAAAACACCCUCAUUCUCUCUCCUCAACCUCUGCUAUCCCUAUGAUUUCUACUCCUGAGCCUCGUCAGAUCCGCAUUGCCAAACCCGCUUUCGCUUCCGGUUUUGAUCUUCCCCAGCUCAGUUAUGGAGUUUGUGAGUCUGGGAUGUUUCAGGAAUUCCAGAAAUGCCCCUCAAGGUUGCCCCAAAAGUAUGAGGUGCUGUGUGAGUUCUUCAAUGCAAUGGUUAAUUCAAUUCGGUUGUUCAGGCUGAAAAGACUGCCAUCAACAGUUGCUCAGCUUUCUCGAAAGAUAGAGUUUUUGACAAAUAGGAAGUUCACAUUACAUCACCUGGGUCAGUUGAAGCACAUCAUGCCAGAGGUGAUUAUGGUAAAGAAAAUUCGUGUUGAAGACAGGGAAACAAACUGUAUGAAGGAGGAGCUUUUUGUGUCACUUGAGGUGGAUGCAGCAGUGGCAACUGAAGAGCACAUGAAAGGCGGCGGUGGAUUUUCUCGAUUGAAACAGAUCUUUCAUUCACGACUCACUGAUUAUUCCAGAACCCAUGAUGAGGAUGAUGAUGUUCCAGAGGGAGAUUUACCUCAGCUGUUUUAUCAGCCAAAGCAGGAAUCUGAACCAAACAUGUGCCAAACCCCUGCCCCACUGGCAGUAUUACAUACUGCUCCCUCUUUUAAGAGGCGGUUCUCAUCUAGGGCUUUGGGUGCUUCGGUUUCUCAGUCCCCCCUAGCUGAGCCAUCAUCUCAAUUGCGAGAAAUUCCUAUCAAAGAGGUCAUUUCCAUUGAGGCUAAAGAUGAACCUUCCAUUAGCAUAAUUGGAAGCAAUGCUACACCUCUAAGACUCACUUCAACAACCGCCAAACUCGCUUCAGCACCCGCCAAACUCGCGUCAACACCCGUCAAACUUGAUUUAACACCUGCCAAACUCGCUUCAACACCGACAAAACUCGCUUCAACACCUGCAAAAUUCGCUUCAUCACCAACAAAACUCGCUUCAACACCUGCCAAACUCGCUUCAACACCGGCAAGGCUGAUGUCAGCCACACCUGCAUUGCUGCCGCCAAAACGGUUUGUGAUGUCCCCGGAUCAUGAUUAUACUUGUGAUUUGUCCACCAAGUCAGCAAAGCGUAGGGCCCUGAAUUUUGAUCAGACUAGCAAUGACAUUGAGGAUCAAUUGAGUCAAGUUGGUGAGAAAGGGAUCAAUUGUCCAGCAGAAAAAAGGCGACAAGAACUGAUGGCUGAAGUACCCAAACUAUAUGACAUGAUUGUUCUUCUGUUCCAGUCUAUGAGGCGCUCUGUUGUCACAAAAGAGGAGCUUAUUUACAAACUAAUCACAGUCCACUUGGAUAUUGUUGAUAGAAUCGAGGUUGAGAAGCAGCUCGAGUUGCUAGAAGAAGUUGCGCCAGACUACAUCUCAGAAGUGCAUUCUCUCAGUGGGGAUACUCUCCUACGACUCAACAAAUCUUCAUCUCCUGAAUCAUUACGCAUGAAGCUGCUAGAAGCAAAUUGAGACUACAAGGUUUCCAGAAUUUGACAGUAUAAAAAGUAAAUGGGAUAUUUUUUACUGUAUUGGGUCAUUUAAGUUAGAUAACAAGAAUAGCAAGAUGGAUGCAUCAUGUAUGUCCCUUCAGCCAUAUUAAAUUUUGUGCAUGUUUAGUGUAUAUCCUAUUAGAAUACUUGUAAAACCAGUUUUUUAUUUAAUUAAGGAAUCAAUCAAAUUCUUGCU